CCAGGCCGCCUCCCGCUCGCCGCCGAUGAGCUCCGGGCCCGGGGCCGAGGAGGGGCCGCGGGGCUGCGUCGGGGCCCCGCUCUCGACGGCGUCUCGGGCCGGCUCCAUUUUGUGCGGGGAGCCGGCCGAGGGGCGGGAGACGCGGCCCGGACCCUGGCCUCGUAGCCCCGGCCGCGGCGCGUGUCCCCGGGGGCGUCCCCCUCCGCCCGCGGGGCUGUGGCGGGGCCCGGCGCUUUGUCUGCCCGCACAUCCCGGGGGCCGCGCAGCGGGUGGGAGGCAGGCGUUGGGCGCGGGGCCGGGGCGGCCGGCCGAGUCAGGGGAUGCGCUCUGGGGGCGGCCUCCCGGCACUCGCAGGGCUGACAGGUCGCCCGGAACGGGCCGUGGGGCCGGGGCCACCCAGGCACCUGCGUGGGGAGGAAGGCAUGGCUUUGGCUUCCUCGCAGCCUGGUUUGCGCGUAAAGAAUGCAGCCAUCUGGCGGCUUGCGGUCCCUGGACUUGCCCCGAAGGUUGAAAUCACAAAGAUUAGACACCUUUUUAGAUAGGUGUUCUUCAGCACCACUGACAACACGGUUCUGACAGUAUUUCAUGACAAUGGAUGGUGACAGUUCUACAACAGAUGCUUCUCAACUAGGAAUCUCUGCAGACUAUAUUGGAGGAAGUCAUUAUGUUAUACAGCCUCAUGAUGAUACUGAGGACAGCAUGAAUGAUCACGAAGACACAAAUGGUUCAAAAGAAAGUUUCAGAGAACAAGAUAUAUAUCUUCCAAUAGCAAACGUGGCUAGGAUAAUGAAAAAUGCCAUACCUCAAACGGGAAAGAUUGCAAAAGAUGCCAAAGAAUGUGUUCAAGAAUGUGUAAGUGAGUUCAUCAGUUUUAUAACAUCUGAAGCAAGUGAAAGGUGCCAUCAAGAGAAACGGAAAACAAUCAAUGGAGAAGAUAUUCUCUUUGCUAUGUCUACUUUAGGCUUUGACAGUUAUGUGGAACCUCUGAAAUUAUACCUUCAGAAAUUCAGAGAGGCUAUGAAAGGAGAAAAGGGAAUUGGUGGAGCAGUCACAGCUACAGAUGGACUAAGUGAAGAGCUUACAGAGGAGGCAUUUACUAACCAGUUACCAGCUGGCUUAAUAACCACAGAUGGUCAACAACAAAAUGUUAUGGUUUACACAACAUCAUAUCAACAGAUUUCUGGUGUUCAACAAAUUCAGUUUUCAUGAUCUGAAGAAAUGAUGGAAUGGGGAGUGUAGAGAAAUGAGAGUCUGUAUGAUUCUGGAACAGAGACAUCAGAAGGAAAGACUGGUGAAAAGAUGUAUCUUUGUAUAUUAAUAGCUGUAAUGUAGCUUCCUGAUGCUUGACUAAUUGAGGUGUUAAUUCUGACUUGAGAAUCUUUUUCAUGAAUGAUUUUAAAGAAAAAUUUGGAUUUUAAAGGUAUUAAAAUAUUUUUGUUUUGUACGAGAGUUUGUUGCUCUGUAUGACUCCUGUAUGCAUUGUAUAUUGCAAUUUAUUACUGUCAGAGAUUUGUAGACAGUUUCUUAUUUUCAUAUUGAAUCAUGUUACUUUUGUAAUUCAAGUAAGCAGCUGGGUUAAUUCAUGAUGUUUGCCCUUUUAAUAAAGUAUAAGGGUAGAUUUCAUUUUGAAUGCAAGUUGCCUUUAUUAUAAAUUUGAGUUUGUCUUGGUUAUACCUUGCAUGAUAACCUAGAUUUCUAGCAUUUGCUGUAUUUAUUAAAAUUAUUAUUUUUUGGUAAAACAUUAAUAGUUUAAGCAGCAUCAUUUUUAAAACAAAUGUAAUUGAAUAAGUGUGAAUGCAGAAGCAAAUAUUGUCUGCCCUGUUAAACUUGGUGCCCAUUAACAGUGUUUACACUGUUCAUUGUGCCUGUUAAUGUAGUUUUAGUUAUUGGAGCUUUUUUAAGACUAGAUUUGGUUUUGAGUUACCAAUUUAAGUUACCCAUUUUUAAGAAUGUGGGAAUACAUUUAAGUUUAAUGUAGUCCUAGUGCUCUUGAAAUGGUGCCCCUUUCAUUUGGUACAUGAUUUUUUUUCAAAUCAUAUCUUCAAAUACUAUAGUAUCCUCUUACAGAAGAGGAGUUUUGCAGUCUGAUGGUAAAUGUCUUCAUUUUACCUUUUUAAUUGAAAUGUCAAGUUUCCUGUUACACUAUGGAAACCAAGAAACAUCAGACAUCAUUGCGUGUACAGACCUUUUGCAUGGGUGAGUGAAUGAAAUGGAGAACAGAGUGAGUGAUGUGAACGGUGUGAAAUAGAAGCCGCCAACUUCUAGUAUGCUGUCUUCAUCUCUGCAAUAAACUAAACGUAGAUAAUGUAACUUUGUAUAAUUUAGUAGUAUGUACUUGGAUUGUUUCUUUUUGAAAAGUGAGGAUUUGUAUUUUCUCAUCUAUUCUUUUUGGUGUUAAUUAACUUGACGGAUUUUUUUUUAAGUUUUUAAUAUCAAAAAUUGCUAUUGUAUAGUUUGCCUAAAAGGAAGUUGGAGUGAAUAUCAUCUUUGAAGGACACUCAAAUUUAUAAGGUAGAAGCAAUUUCCCAGAUAUAGGCUGAACAGAAACAUUUACUUUGCCAGAAGGAGACUUUAGGAGUAUAUUUGCGCUAAUCAGAGAUUAAUAAUGUCCUCAUCUCCUACUCUCCAUUUAAAAAAAAUCUUCAUUAUAGUAAAUUCAAAUAGGAAAAAAUGGGGAAGUAGUUAAGCAAAAUCAACAAUCAUCCUACUAUGUUGAAAGAACCAGUGUUAAUAUUUUGAUAAAUAUCAUUUGUCCUUUUACUUUGCUAAAUAUGUAUAUUUUUAUAAAAAUGGGCUCAUAUUGUGCAUACUGUUUUGUAACCUGCUUUUUUCACUUAACAAUAUAUUGCGAACAUCUUUUCCAGGUCAUGCAUAGUCUACUGCAUCAUUUUUAUUGGUUUAUUAUUCUGUUGUAUGACUCAAUCAUAAUUUAUUUAAUCUUCUAUUGGAUAUUUUGACUAUUUACAUCUUUUCACAGUUAUAAACAGCACUGCACUGAAUCUCAUGUACAUCCAUGACUGUUUUCUUAAAUUCUUAGAAUUGCUGGGUUACCAAAUAUGCAAAAUUUUAAGGCUUUCGAUACUUUGUUAUGAGUGUAUUUUUGAGAUAUUUUCCACUUGAUCCAAGCAGUAUGUCACUAUAUAACUGAUAAAAGCACUUGGACUUUGGUUAUCAGA
Molecule: messenger RNA, 3176 nt
Organism: Symphalangus syndactylus (siamang)
Lineage: Eukaryota; Metazoa; Chordata; Mammalia; Primates; Hylobatidae
Gene: NFYB
Product: nuclear transcription factor Y subunit beta
Biological process (GO): regulation of transcription by RNA polymerase II
Cellular component (GO): CCAAT-binding factor complex; nucleus
Molecular function (GO): RNA polymerase II cis-regulatory region sequence-specific DNA binding; protein heterodimerization activity; DNA-binding transcription activator activity, RNA polymerase II-specific
Source: RefSeq, a predicted model, not a curated record